Plectropomus leopardus (leopard coralgrouper) is the source of this 1460-nucleotide messenger RNA. The record is from RefSeq and is a predicted model, not a curated record. NCBI's taxonomy places the organism in Eukaryota, Metazoa, Chordata, Actinopteri, Perciformes, Serranidae.
UUUCAGAUUAACAUGUCUGGACGACUGUAUGCGCGCAGAACAGACGGCGUGGACAGCAGUUUGUGGGUUGAGUUCACGCAGCUGGCAGCAGACUACAAAGCAGUGAACCUUGGUCAGGGAUUUCCAGACUUCUCUCCUCCCGAGUUUCUCCAGGAUGCUUUCUGUGAAACUGUCAGAGGAGGACCUCAAAUGCACCAGUACACCCGAGCUUUUGGACAUCCUCGUCUUGUGAAAAGUCUCGCUAAAUUCUUCAGCAGGAUUGUGGGACAUGAGAUUGAUCCUCUUGAAGACGUCCUGGUCACAGUUGGAGCUUAUCAGGCUCUCUUCUGUGCAUUUCAGGCUCUGAUUGAUGAAGGGGAUGAGGUCAUAAUUAUUGAGCCGUUCUUUGACUGCUACCAACCGAUGGUGAAGAUGGCUGGAGGAAAGGCGGUUUAUGUCCCUCUCAGGCCAAAAGUUGAGGGAAGUGCCGUCCUGUCGAGUGGAGACUGGGUUCUUUCUGCUGAGGAGCUGGCCAGUAAAUUCACUCCACGCACAAAAGCAAUCGUUAUCAACACUCCCAACAACCCACUGGGCAAGGUUUACAAGACUGAAGAGCUCCAAAUGAUCGCUGAUCUGUGCAUCAAACAUGACGUGCUGUGCAUCAGUGACGAGGUGUACGAGUGGCUGACUUAUGACGGAAACAAGCACGUAAAGAUAGCCAGCCUUCCUGGCAUGUGGGAGCGAACCAUCACUGUCGGCAGUGCUGGAAAGACCUUCAGCGCUACUGGCUGGAGGGUUGGCUGGGCUAUUAGCUCGAAGCAAAACAUCAAACGUCUGAAAGCCAUGCAUCAGAUGUCUGUCUUUGAUUGUGCAACUGCUACUCAGGAGGCAGUCGCUCGCGGAUUUGAGAGAGAAUACGAGCUGUUUGGGACUCCAGAGAGUUACUUCCAACAACUGCCAGCGAUGUUGUACCAGAAGAGAAAGAAGCUGGCCUCGUGCCUGGAGAGUGUGGGUUUGCAGCCCAUCAUGCCGGAGGGAGGCUACUUUAUGAUCGCAGACAUCUCCUCUGUCAAGGUGGACCUCAGUGAUUCCAUGAGCUCUGAGGAUGAACCAUAUGACUUCAGAUUUGUUAAGUGGCUGACCAAAGAGAAGGGUUUAGCAACAAUCCCCGUCUCUGCAUUCUACAGUCUGGAGCACAGAAAGGAGUUUGACAAAUACAUCAGAUUCUGUUUCGUCAAGGAGGACUCCACUCUGGAUGCAGCUGUGGGAAUACUGACAAAAUUUGGUCAAAGGCAGUAAUACCAUUCACAAAGUGGUGCACACGCAGUCAUACAGUCUUGUCCCCCCAAAUGUACACUUAAGGGUACUAUAAGGUGCACAAACACAGCUUGGAUUUGCAGUUUUUAUUCGCACUAUACUGGUUAAAGGACACAGUCUUUCAAACUCUGCAUCCAAAAGGUUAAAUAAAGCUUUUAAUAAAU